This is a messenger RNA of Colletotrichum graminicola M1.001, 972 nucleotides long. RefSeq lists its product as uncharacterized. The record is from RefSeq and is a predicted model, not a curated record. NCBI's taxonomy places the organism in Eukaryota, Fungi, Ascomycota, Sordariomycetes, Glomerellales, Glomerellaceae. Bases 1 to 972 code for a protein of 323 amino acids. The transcript is spliced from 3 exons.
AUGACCGAGCCCACCAUGUUACCGCCGCUGCCAACCCUGCCGCGGCCUCCGAUCCCUGAAAUGGUGUCCGUUGUGGACAACUGGAAAGGCAAGACAAGCCCGGCCGAGAGGAGGAAGAUCCAGAACAAGCUCAACCAACGGAUCUGGAUGCCAAGAAGCAGCUCACGACCCCGGCACGCCAUCAUCGUCCCCGUCCCCGUCCUCGUCCCCGUCCUCACAGACGCCCUGGGGCGCCCUGCCUACGAAGACGCCGAGAUGCAGCUGUCCCAGCCGGGGCCGCCCAGGAAAGUAAAGGAACCGCGCGUGUGCGUUUUGAGGGCAACGCUGACGGCCCUGGAAUACCUCGGCCGGGCGCGGCCGUUGAUUGAGCUCCGGGAGGAGGACAUGGACGACCUGUACGACCUGUUCCUGCAGCGUGCGCACGAGAGCCGGGCCCUGCGGGGCUCGGGCUCGGGCUCGGGCCCUAUGGCGGAUUUGCUACUGCCGCUGGUGCAGUUCAACCUGUUCCGUGGGCUGAUGGAGAACUCCAAGACGCUGGGCAUCACCCUGUCCAUGAUCCUAGACGACGACUGUGUCUCCCCGUACGCCAGCGACCCCGCGUACGGCGCCGGCAACGGGUGGGCCGCCGUCCUGCCGUCCGCCCUGCGGCCGACCCGGACGCAGCUGACGGCGUCGCACCACCCCUGGCUCGACCUCCUGCCCCUGCCGCGGCUGCGGGACAACCUGAUUGGGGCCGGGGACGCCUUGGGCGACGACGAGCUGUGCCUCGACCUGAUCGGGAACGGGGACGCGCCGUCCGGCCGGGGGGGCAUGAUCCUGUGGGGUGAGCCGUGGGACCCGAGGAGCUGGGAGGUGACGGAGGACUUUGUCGAGAGGUGGCGGUGGAUUCUCGAGGGGUGCGGGGAGCUAAUCGUGUCGUCCAACUACUGGAGGGCCAAGCGAGGAGAGAGGAGAAUGAGAGUGAAGCUAUGA